This is a messenger RNA of Hemicordylus capensis (graceful crag lizard), 5758 nucleotides long. It is a transcript of the gene GNAS, whose product is annotated as GNAS complex locus. The transcript has 12 exons. Gene Ontology annotation, molecular function: corticotropin-releasing hormone receptor 1 binding; D1 dopamine receptor binding; insulin-like growth factor receptor binding. The record is from RefSeq and is a predicted model, not a curated record. The coding region runs from base 1432 to 2571 and encodes 379 amino acids. Gene Ontology annotation, biological process: sensory perception of chemical stimulus; adenylate cyclase-activating dopamine receptor signaling pathway. Gene Ontology annotation, cellular component: heterotrimeric G-protein complex. Lineage: Eukaryota; Metazoa; Chordata; Lepidosauria; Squamata; Cordylidae.
GAACAGGGCGCCUCUAGUCAGUUAGCUCCUGACGUUUGGGUAUCAUGUGAAUGGUUGAGUUCCCAUGGUUCAGUGUGAGCUCGCUUGCCCCACCCCAUCUCUCCCCUCAUCUGUAACUCUCAGUAUUAAAAUAUAAUAAUAAAUCCCGAGGAAAUGCGAGAGCGAGGAGGAACAAGAAAAUAGGGGCAGGAAGAAAGCGCCUUCUUCUGGGCAGGAUUUUGUUUUGGAGAGAUCCAAUUUGCCUUUUCCUCCCCCCCCAUCUCCCCCCUCCCUGUUACCCCUCUGCUCCCCGCGUUUGCUGGAAAAGCCAGGGAGGAGGAUUCGGGAGCCUGGAAACCUAAUGUGAGGCAGCAAGAGCUACAGCGGCGGCAAGGGAAGGAGAGGAAGAGAAAGCGAGAGAACUAGCAGAGGGCCUUGGUGUAGAGCAACCACCAUUAGGAGGAGAGCAAGAAGAAACUGCCGCCGCCGCCGCGGAAUAUUCAGAGGAGGAAAAUCUAUAACCCAGCCCAGAAAGGAAAGCGGGGACUCCUCUUUCCCAGCCAGCAGCCGAAGCGUUGGCUUUGACCCCUUCGGGCGCUUCACCCUUUUUUGGAGAGGCGGUGUGCGUGUUACAAGGAGAAGAGCGAGCGAGCGGAGGGGAAAGGAAGGAAGGAAGAAAAGGAGCAAGGAAGAGACAUUUCUAGAUUCUCCGUGGCCAGGAUUUUGGGGAGGUUUCUCCGCUUGGAGCUUGUACCUUGAAUCUGAAGGAGGAUUAUCUAGACUGGGGGAGAGGAAAGGAGAGAGCGGUCUCGUUGUUGUUGUUAUAAUUAUUAUUAUAUUUCGCCCUCCCCCACCAUUGGAGGUGGCGUGGAAGCUGGAGAUAUAAAAAUACACUUUUUUUCUUUUCUUUUCUUUUUUUUGCUGCUGCUGCUGUUGCAGGAUUUGGGGGGGUGGGGGAGAAGGAGGAAGAGGGAGGCAGUCUUUUUUAACCCGUGAUCCUGCGGAGAUCUCCCCCCCUCUUUUUUUGUGGCUGCCAAUCUCCCUCUCUUCCCUACCCCCCCACCUUUCUUCACCCCGUAUUUUUUUCUUUUUAAAAAGAGGAUCUGCAUUGCGAGAGGAUCUGGCCGAACUGUGGGGGAAAGGAGGUGGAGGCCUGGGUUGAGCAGUAGCAAAGUCAUCGCUCCCCCCCUUCCCCCACCCCGUAGUAGGCUCCGGGCUCAGCUCUCUCCAUGUCUUUGGGCAGCGGCAGCUGUGAGUAAAAAGCUAAAAUCAAGAGGGGGGAAGGAAAGAGGACCCCCCCCCCGACACACACACACACCUCCCUCUUUGCAAGCCCCGAUUGCUUCCUGCUUCCUCCCUUCUCUCCCUCCUGCCUCCCCCCCUUACCCCCACCCCGGCCUCCCCUUCCCCCCAAGUCCUCCCCCCUUCCACUCUGCCUCCCCCCACCCCAAGAUGGGCUGUUUAGGGAACAGCAAGACCGAGGAUCAGCGCAACGAAGAGAAGGCGCAGCGAGAGGCCAACAAGAAAAUCGAGAAGCAGCUGCAGAAGGACAAGCAAGUCUAUAGGGCCACGCACCGGCUCCUUUUGCUGGGUGCUGGUGAAUCUGGUAAAAGCACAAUUGUUAAACAAAUGAGGAUCUUGCAUGUGAAUGGAUUUAAUGCAGAGGAGAAAAAAAUGAAAAUUCAGGAUAUUAAAAACAAUAUUAAAGAAGCUAUAGAGACAAUAGUGACAGCAAUGGGAAAUCUUGCACCUCCAGUUGAGCUAGCCAAUCCAGAUAAUCAGUUUCGAAUCGACUACAUAUUAAACUUAGCGAACCAGAUAGAUUUUGACUUCCCACCAGAGUUCUAUGAACAUACAAAAACACUUUGGCAAGAUGAAGGUGUGAAAGCCUGCUAUGAAAGAUCUAACGAAUAUCAGUUGAUCGAUUGUGCACAGUAUUUUCUAGACAAGAUUGACAUUGUCAAGCAAAAUGAAUACACACCUUCUGAUCAGGACCUUCUUAGAUGCAGAGUUCUGACAUCAGGAAUAUUUGAAACCAAGUUUCAGGUGGACAAAGUAAACUUUCAUAUGUUUGAUGUUGGUGGGCAGCGAGAUGAACGCCGAAAAUGGAUCCAGUGUUUUAAUGAUGUGACUGCUAUCAUAUUUGUGGUGGCCAGCAGUAGCUACAACAUGGUUAUACGAGAGGACAAUCAGACCAAUCGGCUUCAAGAAGCAUUAAACCUCUUCAAGAGUAUCUGGAACAACAGGUGGCUACGGACCAUAUCAGUAAUUCUUUUCCUGAACAAACAGGAUCUGCUAGCAGAGAAGGUUUUGGCAGGGAAAUCUAAAAUUGAAGACUACUUUCCAGAAUUUGCUCGCUACACCACACCAGAGGAUGCAAUACUGGAACCUGGUGAGGAUCCUAGAGUUACAAGGGCCAAGUAUUUUAUUAGAGACGAAUUUCUUAGAAUCAGCACAGCAAGUGGAGACGGAAGGCAUUACUGCUAUCCUCACUUCACAUGUGCAGUGGAUACAGAAAAUAUUCGGAGGGUUUUCAAUGACUGUCGGGACAUUAUUCAACGGAUGCACCUUCGCCAAUAUGAGUUAUUGUGAUGGAGAGCACUUUUUCUCUGUUUUGGACUCCUUAUUCCUUAUUAAAAAGAAGAAAAAAAAUCUUGCCCACAUAGGGUGGAAGAGAACUGUUGCGAUCUCCCUCUGAUUUGCAUCCCUCAACCUUUUCUCCUUGCUGGACAAAUAGCAGCACUUCUAAGCUUGCUUGUUUCACCCCCUCGGAACAGUUGGAGAUGGCCCUUGAAAUGUAAAAGGCCAUUUCCAUGAGUAGGGGAAGGGUUUCUCUAACACUGUCAUUAACAAAAAAAUAAUUAAUAACGCUCUGAAUGUGGAGCACCUGAGAGGAUUUGGGGAUUAAAGUUAAAUAUUAAAAAGCAAACAAAAAAGAAUAUGGGAGAGAGAACUUUAGGUAAUUAGCACUGUUGUGGGCAUAAUCAUAUAUCCCAUGAUUUCAACUUUGUAUCCAUUCACUGCAUCAGACAAAAGAAGGUGCCAAGUCACAGACCAAGUUGAAAGGACAGAUGCUUGAGUUUGGUUCUCUGCCUCUGAAUGUGACUUUGAGCGGAAAUACUGACAAUUCUGCAACAAAUCUAGACAGUGCAAAACCAUCUGCUACCUUCAGAAAGGUGUUGAACCUUGGCGGUCUUAAGGUGACCAGGGACGUGAAAUGAACUGCAUUAUGGCCUGUGAUUGCAGAAAGAGUUAACCACACACUGUUUUCAGUUUGUCCACUGAUGAUCCUGUCUGCUAUAAACAACAACAAAAAAUCAUUAUCUGGACUGUAGUCCUCACAAUCUUUCCCUUCUUUCUUUCUUCUCCCUCCUUCCACCCUCUUCCCCGCCUCUUUCUUCCCAAUUUUUAUUUUACUGCUGGAUUAUUAUUCUUGUACAGACUGUAAAAUGUAUUAUUUUGUACAACUUUAUUGAAAAAAAUAACUUGUAGAAGAUCUUUGUGCCUUGAUUAUGGCUGUACCUGUGCAAUGAGCUAAGAUGUAAGUAUGUUUGAUUGCGCUGUACAGCUUUGUCAACCCUAUCAGCAGCAUUCGUUCAAGGUAGGGAAAAUUUAUCUGUAGUUUAGGGUUUUUUUCUGGUUUAUAAAAGGAGGAGGAAAAAAAUACUCUUUAGUAAAAAAAGAAAAAAGAAAAAAAGUACAAAUUGUGCAAACUUAACCACUUUAAAAGUGAGGUCUACAACAAAUGACCGGAUGUUGCAGCAUCAUGCUUUUUAAUUUUUAGCUUUAACUCAUUUAAAUCUCUAUCCAAAUGCAAAACAUGGCUUGUUUCUACAUAAACCAAAUUUUGCUACAAAUUAUAAAUGUUAGUCUUUGUCAUUCAUAGUUUUCUCCCCCCUUUUUUUUUGGCAAAAAGACAAAAAGAACAAAAAAUAAACACAACAGGCAUUGUGCAGGCCUAGUGGCUGUCUGUAUGCUGGGUCAGAUACCUUUCCACCCUCCACUAUUUCUUCGUGGGCACAAGACCCCCCAACUGACAAGGUUACCUUAUCCCUGGAUUUGGCCACUGAAUUUCAGUUUCAAAUGACAUUUUAUUUCUCUUUUAAUAAAGAGAUAUCUUAAAACUUUAUUUUAUAUUAACUAUAUACUAGCUUAAAGUGAAGAUGUGUGGAUUUUUUCUUAAACUUGAAUAAUUUAUGCAAAUUAUAUGCUUAGAACAACAUGUGGUACAGUUAAAAAAAAAGCAAAAAUCACUGUAGCAAUAAGAGAGCAUGUAAUUUAGUAACUACUACACUGCUUUAUAUUUUAUAUUUAGGUGUUUUAUGUCUCUGUGAGCAUGUUACUUUUUCAUGUGUCUAAACCUAAAUGUACAAAUUUGUACAGUCUAAAAUUACAGCUAUAAUAACACAUAUAGAACAGUGUUAGCCUAUAUUACUCAAGCCACUCCCUUGCCCCACCCUGAACAUUGGGCAGGAUGGGAAGCAAAUCGGGAUCAUAAGACAGUGAUAUUCUUUUGUAAAAGAAAAUUGCCUUUUACACAAGAGCCGCCCCCUGCCCCUGACAUUACUUUAAUUUCUUAAGGAUAAGUUCUGGUUCAGAAGCUGUGCCGUGGCCAAGAAUUUCUACAGGUGCCAGAGCCCUAUUUAAUGUUAAGAGUUGCAGGUGUUGAGGAUCAUGAAGAGGACAGAUGAUUUUGUGACUAAACCUCUUGUAGCAAAAAGAACUGCCUAUCUGCUUUCACACAUGCACUAAACAGUGGUGGCACAUUUCUCUCUGCUGGAGUAGAAGGAAUUGGAUGGUCUUCUGCAUAACACAAGUAUAUCGAGGCUGUCAGUGCAUGUGAUAGCAAGGGGACAGCAUGCGUGGCUUUUUCUGGUUUCUAUUGCUGCAGUGCUUCCAAGCACAUGGAGAGCCGAGGCACUUUUGAGUUUAAAAACGAGCUUGCCUCAUCAGGUGUGGAGACUGCAGAACUGUCAAGCGACUGAGGAAGCUGUGACUGUGUGUGCAGCUCUCCCACAUGCCCAGAAUAGAGACUUUGGAUUGCAACCUGUUGAUGCAGUUAAGCCAAAUCAAAUUAAGACUGCCCAUUUUCAAAUGUUUAAAAUGUUUGCCUUGGGAGUAUUGGAAUCAGUGGCAAAGUCUGACCCAGAAAUACCUCUUUGCCAAUAUGACUUCAGCUAGUGCCUGUUGUUUGGAUUUCAAUAGGUAAAGAGGGGGGACACAUACAACAGUAAGGUAUAAAACGUGAGCCUUAAUUUUAAUUACGAAAGCCAAAUCUUUUCAGUUGAGUGCCAAACCUAUUUUAUUGCUUAAAGCCUGGAAGGUGAUACAAGAGUCUAAUUAAUAAUUAGAAAACAAGCUAUUUGCAAGGAAUGUAAUGUGUGACAAAAACAAAGCCUCACCUCAUAUAACGAGGACACCUUUAACUGGUGAAGAGAGUAGGCAGGCGUAUGUAACAAAAUGUGUGUCUACACACGGGCACACACAACCAUUUUUUAAAACUUCCUAUAAAACUUUAAAUGGAAAUGUUUGGGAUGCCUUUUUAACUUGCAGUGGAGGAAAGCGACAUGUUGAUACCAGUUUGGGCUGCACAUGUAUGGAGUGAGUGUUUGUGUGCCUGCGCGUGUGCGUGAGUCGUCUCAGUAUUGCCUCUGUUUGUCUCUUAAGUUCAUGCAGUUGGUGGCCUGGUAAACGCAAGUCUUAUUUUAACAGCUUUUUCUUUGUUUUGUUUUUAUUUUUAAUACAAAAAACCCAUAAAGCUUCAAUGCUUGCUAUUUAA